This is a messenger RNA of Populus trichocarpa (black cottonwood), 1224 nucleotides long. RefSeq names its product tyrosine-protein phosphatase DSP1. The coding region runs from base 167 to 811 and encodes 214 amino acids. The transcript has 5 exons. Gene Ontology annotation, biological process: protein dephosphorylation. Lineage: Eukaryota; Viridiplantae; Streptophyta; Magnoliopsida; Malpighiales; Salicaceae. Gene Ontology annotation, cellular component: cytoplasm. Gene Ontology annotation, molecular function: phosphatase activity. The record is from RefSeq and is a predicted model, not a curated record.
CCAUUUUUUACCUUCCUUUCGGCAAAAGCAACCUCUCUCUCUCUCUCUCUCUCUCUCUCUCUCUCUCCCCCCCUCUUUAACUGCCAAACAACAAAAAGUUCAAAAGCAGUAGCAGUACAGUACCUAACAGAACAUCCCUCGUGAUUCUCUCUAAAAAUCUUCUCACAUGAAAAUUGACCACAACUCCACCACCUCUGCCACCAACGGAGGUGACACUACCGUCUUCAGGACUAUCGAAGUGGCAGUUUUUGACCGCCGCGAUCUCAGUCCACCUCCGGUCGUCGCUUCUCCUUCUCCGGUUGUCGGAGACGAACUCAAUCUUAUUCCACCUCUAAACUUUGCUAUGGUAGAUAAUGGCAUCUUUAGGUCUGGUUUUCCUGACUCUGCUAACUUCGCUUUUCUCCAAACUCUCGGCCUCCGCUCUAUCAUAUGUCUAUGUCCUGAGCCGUAUCCAGAGGCGACCACGGAGUUUCUAAAGGAUGGUGGAAUCAGGCUCUAUCAAUUUGGGAUCGAAGGUUACAAGGAGCCAUUCGUAAACAUCCCAGAGGAUACAAUUCGUGAAGCACUGAAAGUGGUCCUUGAUGCAAAGAAUCAUCCGGUUUUGAUUCAUUGUAAACGAGGAAAGCACCGAACUGGUUGUCUUGUGGGUUGCCUGAGAAAAUUGCAAAAGUGGUGUCUCUCAUCCAUAUUUGAUGAGUAUCAGCGGUUUGCAGCCGCAAAGGCUAGGGUUUCGGAUCAAAGGUUUAUGGAGUUGUUUGAUGUUUCUACCUUAAAGCAUAUGCCAAUGUCAUUUUCAUGCUCGAAGAGGUAAACCACUAGCUGGACUAAAUUUUUCUUGCUUAUCCUUUCUUUGUUAGUGGAAGAGAAUACUAGGUCCUGCUUUGGAAUGAAUAGGAAAGGUGGUGAGUUUCUGGAUCCAUUUCUGCGGCAAAAGGAAUAACUCUUGGAGUUCAAUCUGGAUUUCUGCUUCAAGCUCUCUUAGUUAGCCUGUCUCAAGGUCUUAGAUGACGAUGAAUUCUGAAUAUGAAUAAAACAAUUCCUGCUCUCCUCACCCUUAGCUGCUCCAGGCAAUGAUUAUUUCAGGCCAGGCAGAGUGUACAAUGAUUUCGAUCUGCUUAGUCAAAGAUGGAAAGAAAAAGAUUUUCUCCGUAUAAUGUAUUUUAACAAAUAAUAGAAUCAUUGAAGCAAAUAGAUUCCAUUAAUGCUUAGCAGUGUUGAGUGAUA